Myripristis murdjan (pinecone soldierfish) is the source of this 1203-nucleotide messenger RNA. RefSeq lists its product as uncharacterized. The record is from RefSeq and is a predicted model, not a curated record. Gene Ontology annotation, molecular function: DNA binding. Bases 423 to 1121 code for a protein of 232 amino acids. The transcript is spliced from 7 exons. NCBI's taxonomy places the organism in Eukaryota, Metazoa, Chordata, Actinopteri, Holocentriformes, Holocentridae.
AGCUAAAGAGGGCCUACACGGAAGGUGAGUGUGAGAGUUUGCUCCUCGGCUGAGCAACUCUCCCACCUGCUGUCGUGAAGGCGCCACUGCGCACCAGCGACAUCCCCGCCUGGCGCCCUGGGCUCGGCUCUUCCUGACGUGGCGAACCGCUAGAGGUCCGCCGGUUCCCCCCCGUGGGCCGCAAUGAUUGGGCAGAUAACCAGUUUGACAAUUUUUCUACAUAAAAUGUAAAUACACAGGUGGCGGCGGCAUGGACGAGCGUGUGGUUUAUGUAAAUACAGCAGAAGUGAAACCGUGUCACUCGUCUCAGGCCUGGCCAGGUGCGGCGCACGGACACGCGCUGCCGCAAUGUUGGGCAGAUAGUUGGAUGAACGAUUUUAGGAACUUUGACUCGAGGUGCCAGCAGCAGCAGCAGCAGCGUCAUGCCCCAGCUCUCUGCCACCGCCGUGCUGCAGCUCGUGUUGCUGCUCUCCGCCGUGCCCGCGCAGUACUUCAUCUCCCGGUGGAGCGGCUCCACGGCGGCGCAGCGCUACCACGCCAGUGCACGUUUACAAAGGAUUUGGAAAGAGUGGAGAACAUCUUAUUUGAAUGGCACUGCAUGGAUGGAGUGGGCAACCCAGCAAGUGUCCAGCCUCAUGUUGCUGGUUGGCUUAGGAGAAAAAGAGCAGGUGCCUGGGGGUGUCCCUCCCGUAGAGACCAUGCUUCUUGACAAUGACCAAGGAUUCUUUGGAGCCUCCAAGGCAGUGCGCAGUCCCCGGCCACCGUUUGUGUUCCUGCGGGUAGGAGAGGUGGUGCUGGAGAGGAAGGGCCACAUGGUGGGAGUGGUGGUGAGCUGGGACUCUGAGCUCAGAGCCCCUCCAGAGUGGGUCGACCGAGUUUACUCCAACUUUGAGGAUGUCAAAGCAGAGAACACACCUCACUACAAAGUGCUGUUCAAGGGGCCUGGACCCACCUCAGUGGUAGUUGCAUACCUGCCUCAGACACAACUGCAGCGCAUCACUGGAAUGAGGCCGGACAUUCCCACCUUGGAGCAAUACUUCACACACUUUGAUGGAGAACGGUUCGUCAUGCAGCCUUGGCUCAGAGAAAUCUUCCCUGAGGAUGAUGAUGAUAACGACUAACUGCUGGGCGGACUGAGUGUGUGUGUGUGUGUGUGUGUGUGUGUACAAGUGAAUGAAAAAAAAAAUGCAAUAUGGAAGGCCA